AUGUCUGAAGAAACUGACAUGACAACCUAUGAUUAUUAUACUGGCUCAGAACCAUGCCAAAAAGCUGAUGUCAAAAAAUUUGCAUCCCUGUUUCUGCCAACGCUUUAUUCUUUGGUGCUGAUAUUUGGCCUGGUGGGAAAUGCGCUAGUUGUGCUGAUCCUGAUAAAAUACAAGAAGCUGAGAAGCAUGACUGACAUCUAUCUGCUGAAUCUGGCAAUUUCCGAUUUGCUUUUUAUUCUUUCCCUGCCAUUUUGGGCUUACUACGUAGCACAUGAAUGGGAUUUUGGAAAUGCAAUGUGUAAAAUUCUUUCAGGGGUCUAUUUUGCUGGCUUCUAUAGUGGAAUUUUUUUCAUAAUACUUUUGACAAUAGAUAGAUAUCUGGCCAUUGUCCAUGCAGUGUUUGCUUUAAAGGCUAGGACAGUUACCUAUGGCAUCCUCACAAGUGUUGUCACUUGGGGUGUUGCAAUAUUAGCCUCUCUUCCAGGAUUUAUAUUUCACAAAGCUAAAAGAGAGUCAUUUCAUUUUACAUGUAGCCCUCAUUAUCCAUUGGGACAGGAAAGUAAAUGGAAGCAAUUCCAGACUUUAAAGAUGAACAUCCUGGGACUUGUCAUUCCACUGGUCAUUAUGAUCUUUUGCUAUGCCGAGAUAAUAAAAACAUUACUGAGAUGUAGGAAUGAGAAAAAACAUAAGGCAGUCAGGCUUAUUUUUAUCAUAAUGAUUGUUUAUUUUCUUUUCUGGGCACCAUACAACAUCGUUAUUCUCAUAUACACUUUUCAAGAUUCAUUUUCCCUAAAUAACUGUGAGGGCAGCAGUCAGCUGGAGAUAGCAAUCCAAGUGACAGAAGCGAUUGCAAUGAUCCACUGUUGUAUCAACCCCGUGAUCUAUGCCUUCGCUGGUGAAAAGUUUAGGAAAUAUCUUUAUACCUUUUUCCGAAGCCACAUUGCAAUCCGUUUAUGUAAAUAUUGCCCAUUUCUCUAUGCUGAGGCACCUGACCGAGUUAGUUCCACAUACACCCCAUCUACGGGGGAGCAGGAAUUCUCAGCUGCAUUGUGA
This is a messenger RNA of Terrapene triunguis (Three-toed box turtle), 1053 nucleotides long. Its product is annotated as C-C chemokine receptor type 5-like. Lineage: Eukaryota; Metazoa; Chordata; Testudines; Emydidae. The coding region runs from base 1 to 1053 and encodes 350 amino acids. The record is from RefSeq and is a predicted model, not a curated record. Gene Ontology annotation, molecular function: chemokine receptor activity. Gene Ontology annotation, cellular component: membrane; cytoplasm. The transcript has a single exon. Gene Ontology annotation, biological process: chemotaxis; G protein-coupled receptor signaling pathway; immune response.